Molecule: messenger RNA, 1955 nt
Organism: Fragaria vesca subsp. vesca
Lineage: Eukaryota; Viridiplantae; Streptophyta; Magnoliopsida; Rosales; Rosaceae
Product: heat stress transcription factor A-1-like
Exons: 2
Coding region: 231-1655 (474 amino acids)
Biological process (GO): regulation of transcription by RNA polymerase II
Cellular component (GO): nucleus
Molecular function (GO): RNA polymerase II cis-regulatory region sequence-specific DNA binding; DNA-binding transcription factor activity
Source: RefSeq, a predicted model, not a curated record
ACUCAAAACCAAAUUGGACGUUUAGACCAUUCCCUGCACUUUCCUCUCUGAAUCAUAAUUCAUAAAUAGCAGAGAAGCUUCUUUAGUUGUUGGCCCUCCUUAAACCCUUUCAACACGGCAAACUAUAUAUCCCUCUGAUUCUGUCCAUUCAAUUCUUCUCGUCUCUUUCUCUUCUGGGUCUUCCCUAAGACCCCGAAACCCAAUUCCCAAAAUCCAAGAAUCGUACGACCAUGGUGAGAAAAUCCAAGGAGAAGGAGAAGACCGGAGAAGGGUCGAGCUCCGCCGAAGCAUCGGUGGCUCCGUUUCUGAAAAAAUGUUACGAGAUGGUCGACGACGAAGAAACGGACUCUAUAAUCUCGUGGAGUGAGAGCAAUGACAGCUUUGUGAUCAAGGACGUGACCCAGUUCUCGGUUAUGAUGCUCCCCAAGUAUUUCAAGCACAGCAACUUUUCCAGCUUCAUGAGGCAGCUCAAUAUCUAUGGCUUUAGAAAAAUAGAUCCGGAUCAUUAUGUAUUUGCAAACGAAGGAUUUAUUCGAGGUCAAAAGCAUUUGUUGAAGAAUAUUUUCAGAAGGAAAUAUCCGCAGGGCACAGAUCAGAGAAAAACAUUGCAGCAGAAAGAUGAUCAGAAACAUGAUCCUGAUGAACCUUGUGAAGACAUUGAAAAUGGUCUGUGGAGGGAAGUUGAGAACCUGAAGAUCGAUAAGAUCUCUCUAAAGCAAGAGUUGGUGAAGCUUAGGCAGCACCAGGAAAUGUCAGAAAACAACUUGCUCCUCCUGAGAAACCGCCUUCAUGGAAUGGAGAAGGAUCAACAGCAGAUGCUCUCAUUUUUGGUGAUGGCGAUGCAAAAUCCUGGGUUUUUAGUUCAGCUGGUUCAGUCAAAAGAACAUAGCUGGCGCUUGGCUGAAGCUGGAACUAUGCUAGAAGAAGUAGAUGAUGGUAGACCAAUGGCUGCUGAUGGUGCCAUAGUGCGGUACCGACCUCCUAUGGAGGAAGCACCGAAGCAUGUCUUCUCAUCAGAUUCGAGUUUAGAGAUUCAACCAGAAUUAGAUUCUUUUGUGAAUUCCAAUGGUGUAAUAGUAAGGUACCAACCACCUGUGGAUGAAGCGCCAGCUGUAUUCCAACCGGAGAAACAACCAGAUGGAGUGGAAGAUUCUUUUAUGAAUUCAGAUGGUGCAUUAGUAAGGUACCGAUCACCUAUGGAUGCAGCAGUGAAGCCUAUACUCACACAGAGUUCAGGCUCAGGGAAACAGCCAGAGCUUGAUUCUUUCCCUGAUGGGAUGAAAGAUAUUUUUGGGAAUUCUGAUUUUGUGAAAAUGCUAAUGGAUGAUAAAUUGAGCCCUCGAGAAAAUCAUGCCCAGUUUAUCCUGCCUGAUGCUGAUGUUGAUGAUAAUUCAUGGGAGAAGCUGCUUUUGACUAGUUAUUGGUUAGAAAAUAAUCAAAAUAUUGAAGGUGCAAAGGAAGAAAGAAAAGAGCCCGAUGAUUCUAGAAUGGAGGUUGAAUCAACAGCAGCCAAGUUGAAUGAAUCCAGAAAUUUUGAUUCUUUAAUAGAACAAAUGGACAAAUCAGUUCAUCAGAAUUUGGAAUUCAUUAGUGAACAUCCGAGACACAUGGCUUCCGACCCCGACAAGAAACCAGAAACACAGUCGGGAAAGUAGCAGGACUUUAUAUUGGUUCUCAUGAUAGUAUAUUAUGGGAUAAUCGUGAUCCCUGUCCGUCUCUCUUACACAAGUCAAGAGACAAUGUAAGUUACUGUUUUACAACCUAUAGUAGAAUCUUCCUAUAUUAGAACCUACAUGGAGUUAUGUAAUCUGUUUGUGUUCUGCAUGAUGCAAGUUCAAGUACAUGCUGCUUAACUGCUUGUUCACAUAUUUUGGUGGGCUACGAUCUUUCAGGAGAUCAACAUGUUUGCAUUUUUGUGUUUCUAUAUGUAAAUUCAAAUGUUACUUACUUGAAGC